AGGACACAGGGAUUAAAGGUCGUGUGAGCUCCAUGCGCUUCUGGACCUAGAACGUAAAUGUUGAGAGGUAUCACUUUGAAGAAAAUUGCUUAAUAUUUUAUAGUGAAGUGACUUUACCAGUAAAAACCUUCAAGAAGAGUUGAUGUGAUUGUUCAAAUCAACUUAGAUGCUCCCACUUUGGAUUGCUGCCCUCUUACUCUUCGGCACAUCCACAGGAAAAGAAGUUUGCUAUGAAAGGGUGGGGUGCUUUAAAGACGGUUUACCAUGGACUGGGACUUUGUCAAGACAGUUUGCAGGUUUGCCCUGGUCUCCAGAGGAGAUAAACACUCGCUUUCUGCUCUACACUAGACGUAAUCCCAAAGUCUAUCAGGAGAUCAGUGCAAUUAAUUAUCUAACUAUCCAAACCUCACACUUCGGAACAGACAAGAUGACCCGUAUUAACAUCCCUGGAUGGAAAUCAGAUGGAAAAUGGCAGCAAGACAUGUGCAAUGUGUUACUGAAAGCGGAAGACGUGAAUUGCAUUAACAUAGACUGGAUUAACGGUUCGCUGGAAUACAUCGACGCCGUCAACAACCUGCGCGUUGUUGGGGCUGAGGUGGCGUAUUUUAUUGAUGUUCUCACGAAAAAAUUUGGAUAUUCUCCUUCUAAAGUUCACUUGAUUGGCCACAGCGUGGGAGCACAUCUGGCUGGGGAAGCUGGGUCCAGGGUCCCAGGCCUGGGAAGGAUAACAGGGUUGGACCCAGCCGGGCCAUAUUUCCACAACACUCCAAAUGAGGUUAGGCUGGACCCCUCGGAUGCCAACUUUGUCGACGUCAUUCAUACAAACGGAGUUCGCUUGCUCUUUGAGUUUGGUGCUGGAACUAUCAAUGCUUGUGGUCACCUUGACUUUUACCCAAAUGGAGGGAAGCACAUGCCAGGAUGUGAAGACUUAAUUACACCUUUGUUUACCUUUGACUUCAACAUUUACAAGGAAGAAGUGGCUUCCUUCUUUGAAUGCAACCACGCCCGCAGUCAUCGCUUCUACAUCGAGAGCGUUCUCAAUCCGGAUGCAUUUAUUGCUUAUCCUUGUAGAUCCUACAACUCUUUUAAAGCGGGAGAUUGCUUCUUUUGUCCCAAAGAAGGUUGCCCAACAAUGGGUCAUUUUGCUGAUCGAUUUCACCUCAAAAAUAUGCAGCCUAAUAGAUCAUAUUAUUUUUUAAACACUGGGUCUCUUUCCCCAUUUGCCCGUUGGAGGCACAAAUUGUCUGUCAAACUUGAUGGAAACAACGUCACUCAAGGGACCCUGUUUCUCCGUGUAGGUGGUACAACGGGGAACACGGAGGAGUUCGUGAUGACCAGUGGGACACUGAAGCCAGGCAUGACUUACACAAAAUUAAUUGAUGCAGACGUUAAUGUUGGAAAUGUUACAAAUAUUGAGUUCAUUUGGAAGGAACAUUUGUUUGGGCGUUCUCAGAAUAAGUUGGGAGCAGAGAUGGUGAAAGAUAUAUCUGGAAAAUAUGGAUAUGAAUCUACCUUCUGUAGCCAGGAUAUCAUGGGACCCAAUAUUGCCCAGAUCCUGAAACCAUGCUAAAUUCAGAUACAGUCUUGAUGGAUUUAUUUAAUGGAAGUGAUGAAAGAAUCUUCUUCUGGUUGGUAUCUGAGCCAAAGUAGACCAUCAUGAAUGAGGUAGAAAAGUACAGUUGUUGCUGUUUUCUACAUAGAAUGUUUUUCUCCUUGACCAGCUUUGUAGGGGCCUCGAAAACAGACUGAGUCCUAGGACAGAGUAUAGUCUGGUCAUAUUCAGGAACCCAGGUAUCAGUGCCAAAAUAAAGCUGUGUUGGAAUUUCCCUGAAUGAGAUAACUUGAUGCCAAAGUAUCACAGUAUAAAUUCACUGGGCAAAAGUGAGACACUGUCUGCUGAGUACUAGAGGUACAUUUUGAGUAUUUCCAGGUAGAAUAAGCAUUAUUCUAGAAUGAUUUAAAGAAUAUUUAUUAUGUUGCUCAUCUUGCUAAGACAAAGUAUGGCUAUGGUUCAUGCUAUGUAGAUGACAGACAACCCUGUGGGCUGGUAUGUCUAUGUAUUAAUAAUGAAAACUGAUGAGAGUACAUUAGUAUUUCCAAGGUAUUCCUUGUCUUCAGGUGUGUGUGAAGUAAAAGAAAUUUGGGGGCUGAUCUGUGCUAUGUCCAACACUUUGCAAUAGUCCCUGAGAAUCACCAGCCCCUUCUCUGGAGGCCUCCUGUGCUGAGAGAAUGACUCCUCCUCUCUGGGCCUUCAAAGCCCCAUUGCAAGUUUGCAUUUGGCCUAAAGGCAGCGUUUCAUUUGUAAUGCCCCGACUGUCCCUUUGUGUUUGUAAUAAUAAUCCUGUAAUAUUUAAGUGUGUCCAUUUUUUUUAAAGCUUUGCUUCAGUUUUUUGUAAUUCAAUUGUCUGUAUCCAGUGCAAAUCAAAGACGACUGUUUUUAUCUGCUCUGUUUUCUAAUGGGCUUCGUGUUUAGCCCACCGCACUGUACUGUAAAUGUUGUUGAAAGGAAAUGCUGUAAGAGCCUCAGCAGGAGUUUUCUUGAUUCUCCUUGGUGCCUCGCUGCCAAGUGGACCUCAAGAAGAGGCCCCUGGAUGUACUUCAACUUGUGUUGGGGCAGAAAUCAGAGAACCAAGUGGGGUGUUUCUUUCCCAUCGUGCAAGUGGGAGAUGGAAGACUGAUUGGAGCACGAGACUCAGUGAAGGAGGAAAGGAGAUGCAGACACGCUUGGCAUGAACCGGCUGGUUGUCUACUCUCUGGUGGGUGUGUCCACCCAAGGCCUAGGCCAGCCCGGGAGCAGGGUGGCCACAAGCAGCCCAGCGGGAGGGUCCGAGUCUCUGAGUCCUACUAACAGUGUGGCAGGCCAAAUCCCUCGGCAGCCUGGCAGUGGAGAGGGCCCCAUCUUUCUUGGGGGCAGGACACCUUCCUCUGCCAGCAGCUGUCCUGACCCUGCAUUGUUCUCUGCCCAGCCUUUCUCUGUUUCUUUUGAGAAGGGCUUGGCCACCAGCAGGAAGCUCCACCAGCAGCACCAGGCUCUGUGAGUCCUGGCCUGCCUCCUCACCCAAGAGGCCUCUUGGCUGGCUCUUCCUAAGCUUGGAGAGACAAAUGGGAGUCAGUUACCUUCUGGAAACCUAUUUUAAUAAAACACAAACUUUUU
This is a messenger RNA of Mustela erminea (ermine), 3154 nucleotides long. RefSeq names its product pancreatic lipase related protein 3 (gene PNLIPRP3). The record is from RefSeq and is a predicted model, not a curated record. Gene Ontology annotation, molecular function: protein binding; triacylglycerol lipase activity. Gene Ontology annotation, biological process: lipid metabolic process. Bases 167 to 1570 code for a protein of 467 amino acids. The transcript is spliced from 12 exons. Lineage: Eukaryota; Metazoa; Chordata; Mammalia; Carnivora; Mustelidae.